Messenger RNA from Aspergillus fijiensis CBS 313.89, 1521 nucleotides. RefSeq lists its product as uncharacterized. The record is from RefSeq and is a predicted model, not a curated record. The transcript is spliced from 4 exons. NCBI's taxonomy places the organism in Eukaryota, Fungi, Ascomycota, Eurotiomycetes, Eurotiales, Aspergillaceae. The annotation marks the transcript as partial.
CCCCAAGACUCCGAGCAAGAAGAUGAUGAUGGCUCACUUCGGCCCAUGUCAUAUACGUUCUCCUUGAGUAAAAAUUAUGUUCGUGAUUGGAGCAACCAAGAUGCCUUUCGCGAGUUGUAUCAGAACUGGAAGGACGGCAUCCUCGCUUCAUUCCAUUUGAAUCAACGCGACUUCCGACCAGAGAUUCAGCAGAAGCGAACGGUGAUCAGAAUUUGUCUAUAUCAUCCACAUAACAUGCAAGAUGGAACCAGAGAGCUAUUGGGCUAUAUUAUCUGGAGGGAGAGAUAUGGUGGCAUUGAACUGGCCAAUUUUGAUGCGCGAUUGACCUCCCAAGACCUAGACAUUGGAGGGACGACUAAGCACGGCGACAAUGGCUCGUUGGCUGGCCAGCAUGGAGAGGGUCUCAAGAUUGCUGCUCUGGUCCUUCGUCGCGAAGGAUUCCGUGUCCAUUUGGCUGCGAGCAAGUACAAGUUCAACUUUGGGUUCAGAGGCAAAGGCAAGUCUCGGAUGUACUGCAAGCUCUCGCCUAUUCCACCGGCCACCUUGACCAGGAAGAAGGCGAACUGUCGUCGUCUUUACACAAAUGGCAAGCCUGGGGGCCUGGCAAGUGACCCUGCAAGAGACGUAUCCGUUUUCAUUACGAAAGGACGCGGCGCAACUGGGGUGAAAGUGACUCUGGACAAAUUUCAGCAGUGGAGACGUGUGGCCUUGGAGCUGGACAUGCCACCUUCCGAGAGUAUCAUCCAAACUGAACAUGGAGACCUUAUCCUAGACCGCGAGAAGUACCACAACCCAAGGGAGUUCUGGUACGGUUACAAUCUCAUGGCUGAGGAAAUCAACCGUGAACGCCAGAGCCUAGCGAGUCCAGAGGAAGAGGCCUUGUUAGUGACAAAAAUUUGGGCGUCUGCCAUUGAGAAUGGUGGGCCAAGCAUUGUUGAGAAAUAUACAGACUUGCUGAACAAGCACUAUGAUUGUGCGGACGUUUCCAUGGCAGAUAAAAAGGCAUCGAAAGCCACGGCACUAGCUAUUUGGGCACGGCUUGUUGAGAAUGGCCGCGGAAAGUUCUACUAUGGCCUCGGAUUGAAUGAGACACAGGACUCGAAGAUAAUCACUACAAGUCUUCGAAGAGAACCGGCUGGCCUAUCGAAAAAGCUUUGGAAUCUCUUGUCACGAUACAGUCUUGUGCGAACCCCUAACGAACAGAGAGCACUUCUUUUCGAAAACUCGCAACGCUCAUCGCUGCAACCAACCCAAUUUUCAAAACAUGUACAGCGCGGACUAGCAGGCUGCUUGGCAUUGUGUUCGCAAACUCACAAUCUGUCCGUAGAAUACGUAUCUGGAGGAGACACCGAUGUUGCCAUUCUCUUCAACCCAGACACUCGCUGUCUCAAAAUACAUGAGAAAUACCUGAGACCCGACACAGCUCACGAGUUGGCACCUUGCCUCGCUUACACGAUGGGCCGCGCGAAUCAUGAGGAUUCGCCGUCAUUCUUCUGCGAUCAUAUCGUCGAGGAGCUUUAU